Molecule: messenger RNA, 1008 nt
Organism: Coregonus clupeaformis (lake whitefish)
Lineage: Eukaryota; Metazoa; Chordata; Actinopteri; Salmoniformes; Salmonidae
Product: natterin-4
Source: RefSeq, a predicted model, not a curated record
GUCUCUCCUGGUUGUCCAGGCAGUGCUGCAGCUCUGCAGCCCAGUCAUCCUUUCAGACCCCCUGCUCUACAUCUCUCAGCUGGAGGAGGGGCAGUAAGCCCCCAGCAAGCCCUGGCUCAACCCUCUGCUGGAAGAUGUGGUCCCUGAUCUGGACAUCCACAGUCCACCCAGACUGACAGAGACCUCAGAUCUAGAUCCCCAGUUCCCUGACUCCCUGUUUAUGUAUGGCGAGAACGCCAACCUCAAAUGGGUAAAAUGGGAAGGGUCCCUCCCUAAUGGUGCUGUGGGCAUCUACAAUGGUUACACUGAACGACACGACUACAUCUGCAAAGUCAACUGCGAAGCCGGCUUCUACACCGCAAGCAGCCAGUACCCCUACACUGACAAGGAGUAUUCAUCCUCAAAGUUCGAAGUCCUGGUCAACGUGGACAACUUUGAAUUUGUGGAGUGGAUCGAGGAGAAAUACGGUGCUGUCCUCCAAUAUGCUGUCAAGACCUGCCCAGGCAUUGAGAUAUACACUACCGUUCAAAAGAGGCUGGUGGAGUCCAUCAGCCACUCCAUCUCUGUGGAGCUGCUGGUCCCUCCCAACCACUCCUGUGCCGUGCGGAUGGAGGGCAGGAAGAUGACAGCCAACAUUCCCUUCACGGGUAGACUGAGCCGGACCUACCAUAAUGGAGACACCCACUGGACCACCAUCACAGGGAUUUAUGAUGGUGUGAGGGUGGGGGAGAUCAAUGCCGUCGUAGAGAGAUGCCAGCCUGUCUCUGAUGCCAUCCCCUGCUACCCCGAUGAGACAGACUACUGAGACAGAAUUCUAGAUCUGUGAACUUUGAACUCCAAUGUGCCUGUGGUAUCCCUCCAGACACAAAGUGAAGAAAUUACCCUUAUGUCACAAUAACUUUUCAUCAGACAGGAAUAAACUGAUAUAUCUGCAUAUUCAGAUAAAACAGCCAGUUAAUUUAUUUUAGUGUUUUUGUGUCAAGAAAAGCAAUUUUUGCCGUAUGUUUC